AUUAGACGAGACUAAUGACCUACUCACAGUCUGGGUAAGCAAAGGCCAGCAUAUUUUGAUGCGGAUUUCUCUUCGUCAGUUUUACUUUGGGGGUCUACUACUAUAAGCGUUUUUUAUUCCAUAUGAUCGCCCACAGAAAAAAAUAAUGAUUUUAAAACGUAGUAGUUAGCAGCUGAACGCGUUUCAUCACAGCUGUCUAUUUAAUACUAGCGAAGGCUGUAGGCACACUUGUCGUUCUUUUUGCGCCACGAUCUUGAUUAUCAGAAAGAAGCAUGGCGGGGAGCCGGUGAGCAGUCGUUGGAAAAACUCAGCAAGUGCACACACGCCGAGAGCAGAUAAAGGCUUGCUGUCACUCCCUUAGGCUGACGAAAAGCCAUGGCGGCAACCAGCACGUCUACGGAAAUGCUGACGCCUGCUGCCGCCCAACAAGGAGCUUCCGUCGACGGCGUGGGAGACAAGACGCCAGUCGCGUCGCAGACAAAGACCGUAGAAGGGCAUCUGCAUACGCGUGACCUUAAUGAAGAGGAUAACGCGGAUAAGAGCGAGGACCUUGAAGGAACAAGUUGUAAUGCGGGUGAGGCAGUCGAGGAGGUUUAUCCUAUGCAUCCACUGCCACCACAGGUGCUUACUUACUAUCUCUCAUUUGGGCUAGCUCCCUUUCAAGACUGUUUUUCUUAGGUGCGUCGAUCGUCUCGUAUUUGCGGCCAGUAGUAAAUUGUAGCGUUCCGCAAACUACUUUUAAACUUUUGCAUGUGAAAACUCCCAAUCCAAUAAAGGUACAAGAACAAGGGAGAAAUUACGGGGAGCAGUACGGCAUUCCUUCGGAUGCCUGGUCUUCGGACGAAGAUGGGUUGUCCUCCGAGGACGACGAGGAGGGAGCGACGGGAAGGAAUCCAGGCCGAGCUCGGAUCUCUUCGGAGACCACCGCUACCACAGUGGCAUCUUCGUGUUCACAUCAGCCUCUGCCGCCAGUGCCAGAGGAAGACGAGGGAACGAAUUGGAUGGAACUACUUAAAGACCUCGAAAGUCUGAAUAGCAAAAAAGACGAGCAGGGUGUAACCGAGUUCGACCACAUGCAGGAAUUUUUUCGGGAGUGGCUAGAGGAGCUAGAUCUGUUCAGACAAGGAAUUAUGGAGGAUGGAUGAAGAUGAUCAGUAAAAAGCUAGAUGCAGAUCGUCUACGUUGUAGUAGGAACCUAGACGGGAUUUCCUUGACUAAAUUUUAGCCAUUUUGGUUGAGGUUUGUAUCUUACAAUGAAAGAAUGUGGCACUGCUUGUCAAUGCCUCAGUCAUGUCAUGAAUUCUUCCUUAGCUUGUUGUUGUUUUGAGGGGUCUCUUUCAUUUCGCAGAUUGACUCGCGACCUUUGGACGGAAUAAUGCAGCUGAUUGCUGAGGAGGAUAUCGGCGAAGAUGAGCUGACACGGGAGACUCUGAUAGAACUGCAUGGGACUCUAGAACGCCGCCAGAAAUCGUUGGAGAUCGUCAUGCGGCGAGAUGUGCAACCAAAACAGAAGGCAUGGAACUGCGACCCAAUCAUUUUAUGGCCUUGUAAAUUUUUAAUCUCGGCUGAUAAAUGAAUACAAAGAUAUGAACAAAAUGAAAUGAGUGACCAUAUUUAUUACUUAAUAUCAUGAACUCCUGGUCCUGUACGUCAUUCUCGCAUCUUCGAUAGAUACACCUUCAUAUUGGUACUGUCCGCCGAAAGAAGAGUGGGUCGAUCUGGACACCAACCCGGCUGCUCGGGAACUGCUGAGUACGGUGCGCUGGGGAACACCGCAAGAGAUUCACGACGCCGUCUUGCGAGUGGGUCAGAGCGUAGAUAUCGGCAACAUUCGCGACAGGAGAGGGCGAGGCGUCCUUCAUUACGCAGUUCAGAAGGGAAACGUCGCGGCUCUCGAGUACUUCGGUCCGUUGGCGAACGCUUUGGAUGCGGAGGGCUGGGCGCCACUUCACUACGCCGCCUAUUUCGGAAACCGCAUCUGCGUCGACCGAUUGUGCCAGCUAGGUGCCGACGUGGAUAUGAUCAGUCCGAUUGACGGGAAGACAGCAUAUGACUAUGCGGAGGACAUGCAGAUGAAGUGCACAAUGACGGCGCUGGCUCUGAAUGGUGCGAGCGGUCCGCGUGCGCAGCUUACCAAGGAGAAGUUCCUCGAAACGCUAUCCAGCUCGUCGCGCAGGAAAUACACUGCCUGGGAGGAGGAAAUGCGCAAAUGCAACGCUUUCGCGCCGCCGAUUCCUGAUCUCGAGUUGGCUCCGGAAGGCGAGCCCCAAACUGACACUGACGCCGAGGAAAGCAACCCGUCAGCGCAGAAAAGUGCAACGGCCUCUACCAGCUCUACCAGCCUCUACCAACCUUUACCGUAGCCCUAAAAUGAUGAAUUCGUGAUACAGGAGAUGAAAAAGUGUUGAGCUAAAGAGAAUUGCCGAACAUAAAGGUCCAUCCCAUUAUUUCGCUUUAGGAUUUGUUUCUCUCAGGUAGGAUUAUUUCGUUUUAGGAUUCGUUUUAGGAUUUGUUUCCUAUGAUCCUAUCCUAUCCAGGUAUAUAAAGAAAGUAAUCGUCUUUUUAUCGAUCUUCACGUACAUAUCUUUCAUUUAUUAUAACCCUCUAAUCUUCACUGAAUAUUAGCUUAGGCUAUUUGUAGGUACUUCGUGACACGCUUGCGAGAGCAACCUUGAUGCUGUCCAGUACCGGAUCACUUUUACGAGCCCCAUUCUACUCGAAAUUGAGUACAAAGUUGUGAUUUCGAUUUCCUGGAAUCGACCAUGAGAGUGCAGACCCGCCAAGAAAUGCUUGCGUAACAAGUAGUGAUCGAAAGAAUGCAUUAUUAAUUUGGGAAUGACCUACUACCUAGGUUUAUAAUUUUCUACAGAACUUCUACCCGCACCCGCAUGUUUUUGCCCAGUUGUGUCUCGUGAUGUCGUCCCCCAUUAUGAACGUCGAUCCAAAUUUUC
Molecule: messenger RNA, 2951 nt
Organism: Amoebophrya sp. A25
Lineage: Eukaryota; Dinophyceae; Syndiniales; Amoebophryaceae
Source: the annotation of a GenBank genome assembly